AUGAGUAAUUUUCUACCAACAAGAAACCCUAAAGAUGAGUUUGUGAGAGGUUAUAUCAGAAAACAUAUACGCCGCACACAAACAAGCAGCGAACAGAGAUCAAACAACAUCAGCAGGCAGCAUCUCCGCCUCCGCCCUCGCCCUCCGGCUGCUCCGCCUCCGCCUCCGGCUGUCGAAACUUUGCAACCACCACCUAACAUUGAAUCGUCAUCUUCAACUAGUAAACCCUUGAAAAUCGUUUUGGAUGAUCUUCCGUGGGAUCCUUCCGAAAGGAAACCAAUUUCAUCUUAUCACCCUAGUCAAAAGGAUGAAAUUAGACGAACAUAUUUGCUUCGAGGUCCAUGUCAACCGAAAGGGAAAAAAACAGAUUUUCCACAAACACUUAUUGGUAAUAGUGAUAAGUUAAGAUGGUUCAAUCCAAAAUGGUACACAGAAAAGCAUGAAAAUUGGUUGGAAUAUAGUGUCAAAGCGGAUAGAGUGUAUUGCUUAUAUUGUUACUUAUUCAAAGAAAGUGGACAAAAAGAUGCAUUUGCGAUUGAGGGGGUACAAUGUUGGCAUAGGAAAGAAGAAAGAUUCGAAAUUCAUGUUGGUAAAAGCAAUAGUUUUCACAACAGGGCGGUUCAAAAAGGAGAAGACUUACUUAAAGAAGCCCAAUCUAUACCAGCGGUUCAAAAAGAACCCGAGCAAAACAAAGAAUAUAGAAUCCGAUUAAGUACUUCGGUUAUACUCGCUAAAGGAUUGUUGAAUGGCGGAUUACCUUUUCGGGGUCAUGAUGAAUCUGAAGCAUCCUUAUAUAGAGGACAUUUCAUAGAGUUUUUAAAAUUGUUCGCACAAAUAAAUGAAGAAAUUGCAAAGUACAUAUUAAGUAAUGCUCCGAAGAAUUGCCAAAUGACGGCUCCAUCAAUACAAAAAGACAUUUGUAAUUGUUUUGCAGAAGAAGUGUUAAAGAUGAUAUUUGAAGAGCUUGGUGAUGAUGUCUUUUCUUUAUUAGUUGAUGAAUCGAGGGAUAUUUCUAAAAAGGAACAAAUGGCUAUGGUUUUGAGAUUUGUUGAUAAAUUAGGAUUUGUGAAGGAGCGGUAUAUUGGUGUAGUUCAUGUAUGGAAACAACCGUUUUAUCUCUUAAAUCUGCAAUUGAUGAAUUAUUUGCUCACCGCAAUUGAUGAAUUAAUGGUUUGA
Molecule: messenger RNA, 1176 nt
Organism: Helianthus annuus (common sunflower)
Lineage: Eukaryota; Viridiplantae; Streptophyta; Magnoliopsida; Asterales; Asteraceae
Product: zinc finger MYM-type protein 1-like
Exons: 3
Coding region: 1-1176 (391 amino acids)
Source: RefSeq, a predicted model, not a curated record